AUGACUUCUAUAGAACAUCAGUGGAGGUUAAAUCCGAAUCUAAAGGGUGUUGUAAAGAAAGAGAAAAUGAAACUUCUAGUGGCUGGUGUGAUUUAUGCCAUCUCUAAUAGCAAUUGGGUUAGCCAUGUUCAUGUAGUUCCUAAGAAAGGUGGAAUAACGGUUAUAACAAAUGAAAAGAAUGAACUGAUCCCUACUAGAACUGUCACUGGGAAUCGAAUGUGCAUUGAUUUUCGUAAAUUGAAUGCCGCGACUCGCAAGGAUCACUUUCCACUCCCUUUCAUUGAUCAAAUGCUUGAAAGAUUGGCUAACCAUCCAUACUACUCCUUUCUAGAUGGUUAUUCAGGUUUCUUUCAGAUUCGCAUCCACCCAGAUGAUCAGGAGAAGACGACGUUCACAUGCCCAUAUGGCAGGUUUGCCUACAGGAGGAUGCCGUUCGGCUUGUGCAAUGCUCCUGCGACCUUUCAAUGUUGA
Messenger RNA from Brassica oleracea var. oleracea, 471 nucleotides. Its product is annotated as RNA-directed DNA polymerase homolog. The transcript has a single exon. The coding region runs from base 1 to 471 and encodes 156 amino acids. The record is from RefSeq and is a predicted model, not a curated record. Lineage: Eukaryota; Viridiplantae; Streptophyta; Magnoliopsida; Brassicales; Brassicaceae.